Sycon ciliatum is the source of this 5250-nucleotide messenger RNA. Its product is annotated as rho GTPase-activating protein 21-like. NCBI's taxonomy places the organism in Eukaryota, Metazoa, Porifera, Calcarea, Leucosolenida, Sycettidae. The transcript is spliced from 22 exons. Gene Ontology annotation, molecular function: ATP binding; microfilament motor activity; actin filament binding. Gene Ontology annotation, cellular component: actin filament; myosin complex. Gene Ontology annotation, biological process: intracellular signal transduction. The record is from RefSeq and is a predicted model, not a curated record. Bases 1 to 4347 code for a protein of 1448 amino acids.
AUGUUGGUGCAGUGUCUGGGUAAUGAUUGUGCCGUUAUCGAUUUCCUCCAAAGAAGGGGUUCUGCCAAUAAUGAGGAUGAUCCUCUUGUAUCGCGCCGCAUGACAACUGCACAUCACCAGAGUCAACAGCUGGCAGUGUUGCAGAAAAAGAAAGUUGUGACAGUCGGUGGGAAUUUUAUGGUCUCAUUGUCGUCUCUAAUGGCAAGCUUGUCAGUGGCAGAACCGUACUUUGUGCGCUGCAUCAAGUCAAACCCGAACCAGAAACCAAUGGUGUUUGAUGACAAAAAGGUAAUGGAACAGCUACACUACCUGGGCAUGGUGGACACCAUCAAAGUCAGGCGGAUGGGUUACAACCUCCGCUACCCUCACGAGGACUUCUUGUCUCAAAUGCGCCUCAUUAUUUCACCGGACAUUCUCAAACAGUCGACUGAGCCUGUAGAAAAAGUGAAGGAGGUGCUCAAAGUGUGGAAUGUAGAGAGAAGAGUUGCUCAGGUUGGCAAGACCAAGGUGUUUCUUCGCACGGAGCUGACUGACAGGCUCACCGCCCAGAUUAACGAGAGGCUGGUGAAGUAUGUUCUGGUCAUGCAACGUCUAGCUCGCGCUGCCAUGGCUCGACGGCAAUUCCUUGCCAUUCGCAAGGGCAUUGUUGCCAUACAGAGCUGGUGGCGGCGGGUGCUUCGGCAUCGCGCAGUCCGGGCUCAGCGAGCAGAGCAAGCCAAGCAAGCCAAGCAGUUGGCCAGUGUCAUCAAGAUCCAGUCAAUGCUCCGUGCAUGUCUGGCCAGGCAACAGUUCGCGAAGAUGCAACAAGCCCACAGAGAGAGUGAGCAACGAGAGAAGGUGAAAGAAACUGGACAAGCUGUGUUUGCUGCAGCUGCUUCGGCCGCCAAGCGGAAAGCCUCCGUUGUUGCAGAGAACAUUGCCAAAGCUGCUGAAGCCGCCGCUGCGGCAGCUUCGGAAGCCGAAGCUGCUGCAGCUGCAGCCAAGAAGGCAGCGGAGGCUGUCGUUGCAGCUGCAGACAGAGCGGAGAAGGAGCGCAAGGACGCGGAGAAGGAGCGCAAGGACGCGGAGAAGGAACACAAGGAAACGAAGCAGUUUGCGGGAGUGCGCAGUUCUGCCAGUGUUAUUUCCUUGGAGGACGCAGUGGAAGCAGUGGUUGCGCAGAAUAAGAAGACAGCAGCUAUUGAGCGUACCACCAGUAGCACACAAUCACUGGAUCAAUCACCGAAAAAGGCCUCUCCAGACAAGUCAUCAUCUGCAGGCGCGGCCAAGCCACAGCUCCAGAAGAAUCGUUUCUACAGUCAGCUGGUGUCAUCACCAAGCAAGAAACUAGUCAAGCGUGAGGGUCACGAGUUCCGUAUCACGGUCUUCAAUCUGCCCACGACAUGCGAGCUCUGCAAAGAGCCGAUCACGCCUCACCUUGUUGAAGGUGGUGUUUGUGAAGCUUGUCACUACGCUGUGCACCAGCAGUGUAUCAUUAACACGCAGAAGCAGUGCAAGGUCUCCAAGGACUCUUCAGGAAACAGGGUGUGGGAAGGUACGGUGUUUGGUGCCUCACUUACCCAGCUACUGGUGCUGAAGGACAACCCAGUGCCAUUGCUGCUGGAGAGGUGCUUCGAGCAGAUCGAGAGCAGGGGUGACAAGACGACGGACAUCUACAAGAAUAUCCCGCUAGACCAGACACGCCUCAAGGCACUCAAGAAGCUACUGGGCGAAGAUCCGGAGAAGACUGAUAUCCGCAAGACAGAUGUGCACCUGUUGUGCGGCAUCGUCAAGCUCUUCUUCCGUGAGCUGCCCGACCCAGUGGUGCCGUACCACAUGUACCGUGACUUCAUCAAUACCACCGCUGUCACGGACGUGCACCAGCAGUGCACCGAGGUGCGUGAUCUGAUCGAAGUCUUGCCGUGCAGCCAUCAGUUCGCACUCCGUCGCCUACUCUCUCACUUGGCCGUGGUUGUCACGUACAAGGAUGCCAGGAUAACGGCACACUCGCUGGCGGCAGUGUUCGCUCCACUCAUCCUGUCCACGCCGAAGACAGUCAAAGCAGCUGAGAGCCUGAAGCACGUCAAGUUGCGACUCCGAUUGGUUGAGAAUCUGAUCACCACCAUGUCAGCACGGCCGAGUUUCUUGUCCGAUGAAAGCAUGGACUAUGAUGACGAUGAAGGCAAUGACAGUGACGACGACUACUCAGGUUCGGGCUUUGUGUCACCAGCCGCAUCGAGCCUAGUAAUUUCCAGGGGCUCCGUUUCAUCGGUCAACACAUUGGCACCAGACGUGCAGCCAUCCUUGACUUCUACUAGUAUUCCUCGCAAGGCCGGCGCCCUGAAUAUGCUAGGAACGAAAACCGACAGCGAUUCAGCCAUAUCCACACUUGGUGAGGAUUCUGCCACAUCUAGCCCACCACCGCUGACGUCUUCACAGUCUGUCUCUAGUAUUAGAAAUGCGUUCCAGCAGUCACUUGCUGUGACCGGCCCAGGGCUGUCUAGCGCCAAGUCAGACUCUGGGAGGGACUCGGCAUCAACCGACUCAACGAGUGGCGUGAAGAGCCAGGCGUGCUCGACUAGCAACUCAACAACUUCCGCCGUUGGCACGGUGGAGAGCAGCAGCAGCCGCUCCCGGGUGGCAGGCCUCUCAAACAAAUUCGGACACGUUGACAAAUCACCCACUAAGCCACCUCCACCGGUAGCGAGAACCAAAUCCAGCAUUGGUAUAAGUAUGGGAGAAGAAAGCAACAAAGCAGCAGUAGCGAGAGCCAAACCCAGCAUUGGCAUAAGUUCGGGAGAAGAAAGCAACAAAGCAGCAGUGGCGAGCGCCAAAUCCAGCAUGGGCAUAAAUUCAGGAAAAGAAAGCAACAACGCAGCAGUAGCGAGAGCCAAAUCCAGCAUUGGAAUAAGUUCGGGAGAAGAAAGCAACAAAGCAGCGGUAGCGAGAGCCAGCUCCAGCAUUGGCAUAAGUUCGGGAGAAGAAAGCAACACAGCAGCAGUAGCGAGAGCCAAACCCAGCAUUGGCAUAAGUUGGGGAGAAGAAAGCAAGAAAGCAGCAGACCCGGAUGCGGUGACAGCAGAGAAUGCCAGUAGCAAGCCUUGCCCAGUAGCCGGCAAACUAUCAACAAUCUCAGAGAAGUUUCAGAAGUCAACAGAGAGUGCGGAGCCUGCAAGGAGUUCAGCCAAGCCGCUUGCGCCGGUGGGUGCCAGCAUCGUUUCAAGGCUGCGAGCAAGCAGUACCAGCCAGAUAAGUUCAAAGGUCAAACGUGCACCUAUCUUCAAAUCACCGCUUAGUACUUCACCCCCCAAUGGCAGUCCAGGAAAUGCAGGCAGCGCAAGUGGCAGCGACUGUGAAAACAGCAACCAGUCCUCCAAAUCAGGGGUGUCCAACCUGUCUGCCAUGUUCAACAAGUCAGAAGAUCCUGUUGCUAGGAGCCGCAAACGUGCGUCGUUGUGCGGUAGCGAGACGGAAUCCGAACUACGUGCAGCUUUGGAGAACGUGCUGGAAAAAGGAAAAACAUUUGAACCAGGGGCUGAGCGUGGGUUGAAAUCGGCCAAGAGUGAAUCACCAAAACCCAAGAUCAAACUGCCUGCAGCACUACAAGAUUGCGGCGCCACUCUACCAAUAAGCCUUUCACCAUUGCAGUCACCUCACCAGAGAAGCCCUGUCAGAAGCCCAGUCCAAUCUCCUGGGAGCUCUCCUGCCUCUCCGGCCACAUCGCCUAAACCAGCUCUUCCUCCCAAGCGCCGCGAGUCACUGGUGUUCAAUUUCGAUAUUACGAAGGAGCGCAGAAGCAGCCUGCAAUCAACUCAAUCGCCUGAUGCACCUCCUGCCAUCCCGCAGUGUCGCUCUUCUGCAGGCUUUUUAAGUGGUGAGAGCUCUCCAGUGUCACUGCCAACAACACCACUUGGCUCAGCACCAUCCUCACCUGCAAUUUCACCACGGAAUUCACCACCAUCCUCACCUGCAAUUUCACCACGGAAUUCACCAAGGCGGGCGGUGAGAAAGAAGAAACCGCCGCCAUUGCCCGGAUCUGAACUGCAGUCGCCCAGAUCUGAGCCACCCCCAUUGCCCGGAUCCCAACCUCGAUCAGAGCCAGGUUCACCUCCAAGCGACCUUCCGCCACCACCGCUGACGCCACCGUCACCGAUGUCGCCAAUGAGUUCCAAGUCCAGCCUGCCGUCAAUGUUACCACAGGUCAGUGCGGAGACAGCUACACCAGUGGAGGAGAAGAUUGACAUGCCGGAACUGGCAGUUGCCACGCCACUUCACUCCGCUACCAAGUCUCGACCUGCCAAUCGUGGCAGGCGGCCACCAACGCGAGGUCAUCGACAGAAGAUGGCGGUGACGGAAGAGGCCGACUGAGACUAAUGUGUCCCUGUGUUCUGUACUGCUGGUCAGAGCAUCGCCUUUCCCUCUCUCCUCUACUUCCUUCCUCAUCCCUUUCUUUUCCUGUUACUACUAACUCCAAAUAGAACAGUUCUGCCUGCAAAGUUUUGCUUCCUGGCAACUGGUAUUUACCCAUAGGAUAUCCAAGCUUAUUUUUAAAUUCUGUCCAUCCAGCGCUAUUUUCUGUCAGCAGUUUUCCUGAUCUGUCCAGUAGCUUCUGUCUUAGCAAACCUACGUCUGUCCAUUCAGGCCUUUGCGUCUCUACAUGUCUGUGCAUGUUCAUGCAUGUAAGUUUUCAAGAGAGUUAGGACCUUUGUGUCCGUUUUCCUUUCUGUUCAUAGGCAAUGAUUAGUUUCGCUACUUGAGAUCUCACACUCUGUGUGAAUGCCUGUCAAUAUUCUUUAUAAGUCUAUACAAGAGUACUUUUGGACUAUACAAGAGUACUUUUGGACUAUGUGUUAGCAGUUUUUUUUCCGUUUAAUAUCAAAUUAUUGUCUCCUCGCCGUUUCUUUAAAAGUUUUUUCUUUCUUUCUUUUCCUUUUUUACAAUACUUUCUCAUUUUCAGGAACUUCCUCUUCGACAUAUCUUUUUAUUCUCUGUUUUUUAAAUUGCUUAGAUCGCCUUAUUUUCAUUCUGUUAGUGCUGAUCUGCCCAGCUCUGGGCAGUUUUCAUCUCUUUGCCAGUGGGUAGUUAAGUACAUUCUCUGCGAGCCCCGUCGCUGCACACUGUCUGUGUGUUUGCGUGAAGAUUGUAUUUACUUUUUUCUUUUCUUUUCAAAGCACCGACAUGGUAAGGUGAUUAUGGGAACCCUCGUACAUGUAACUACACAACGGUCUAUUGCUCCCUGAUUGUGGCCUACCGACUGUACUCAUGUGUACU